ACAUCUCCAAAGCCAAAAAAAAAAAAAAAAAGGCCACACUGUUGUCCCCAACCUGCCUCUACUCUACUUCAUCCAUCUCUCAUCAACUCCUACUAUUUCUUCUUCUUCCUGAGCUGACCUGACCUGACCUGGCAUAGCUGCAGGAGGGGAGGUGAGCAAGAACCAAACCCCAAUCUCACCUCACCUGCACAGAUCCCAGGCGGCAGCAGCAGCCGCAGGGACAGAAAGAACUUGAGCCGGUCGGUCGGUCGAUCGAACGAACGAUGGAUUUGAACAGGACGGGUUGAUGGGGCUGGAUCGAUCCGGCACGGCCGCGCAAGAACCGUAAUGAUGGGGACAGAGUGCAUUACCGCUACACUCAACGAGGACAAUGAACCCUCAAUUCCACCUGGAUUUGGACCUUUUGCUGCCCUUCCACUAUGGGAAAUCCACACUGAUGCCAAACCUGCUGAUACUCACUCUACUUCUGUUCAAGCAAUACAAGGCAUCAGAACAGAAAGUGAAGAAUUUCAAUCCAGUUCAGCCGCAUCUCGGAGUGACACGCCUUGCAGUACUUCUGUAAGCCAGACAUGUAGAAAAUCACUGCGUAACAGACCCCCAAUAGACUAUAGCCGCUUUGAACAUAUAUCAGAUGAAGAUUCUGAUGUUGAAAUAGUGGAAAAGGAUGUAAGUUCAACGAGACGCAGACAACUACCAAAAGGAGUACUUCGAGGAUGCGCAGAAUGCAGUGACUGUCAAAAGGUUAUUGCAAAAUGGAAUCCUGCUGGUGCACGCAGGCCUGUUCUUGAUGAGGCUCCUGUUUUCUAUCCAACAGAGGAGGAAUUUGAAGACACUCUAAAAUACAUUGAGAGUAUACGGCCAAUGGCGGAACCAUAUGGUAUUUGUCGUAUUGUCCCACCAUCUUCAUGGAAGCCUCCAUGUCUUCUUAAAGAUAAGAGUAUAUGGGAAGGCUCUAAAUUUUCUACUCGGGUACAAAAGGUUGACAAGCUCCAAAACCGUAAAUCAUCAAAAAAGAGCAAAAGAGGCGGAAUGAUGAAGCGAAGAAAGCUUUCAAAGCCAGAAGAGGACAGUGCCAUUGGUGACACUCAGAUUGGGAUGCAGCAAAACCCAGAGAGAUUUGGAUUUGAACCUGGGCCAGAGUUCACAUUACAGACAUUUCAGAAAUACGCAGAUGAUUUCAGCAAGCAGUAUUUUAGGAAAGAUACAUCGAUGGAUUCAGUACCAUCAGUGGAAGAGAUUGAAGGCGAGUACUGGCGCAUAGUUGAGAGGCCCACAGAAGAGAUAGAGGUGAUAUAUGGUGCUGAUCUGGAGACUGGAACUUUCAGCAGCGGCUUCCCAAAGUUAUCUCCUGAGACAAAAUCUGAUGUUGAGGAUAAAUAUGCACAGUCUGGUUGGAAUCUAAAUAACUUGCCUAGACUGCAAGGUUCAGUUCUUUCUUUUGAGGGCGGUGACAUUUCUGGUGUUUUAGUGCCUUGGGUGUAUGUUGGCAUGUGUUUUUCAUCAUUCUGCUGGCAUGUGGAAGAUCAUCACUUAUACUCGCUAAACUACAUGCAUUGGGGUGCCCCAAAGAUGUGGUAUGGGGUCCCAGGAAAGGAUGCCGUGAAUUUGGAAUCUUCAAUGAGGAAACAUCUACCUGACUUAUUUGAGGAGCAGCCUGAUUUGCUACACAACCUGGUUACCCAGUUUUCACCAUCACUACUGAAAUCUGAAGGAGUACAAGUAUACCGAUGUGUUCAGCAUGAGGGCGAGUUUGUCUUGACAUUCCCAAGGGCCUAUCAUGCUGGUUUCAAUUGUGGCUUCAAUUGUGCCGAAGCUGUUAAUGUGGCUCCUAUUGAUUGGUUGCCAAUUGGACAGAAUGCUGUAGAGCUUUAUCGUGAACAAGCUAGGAAAAUAACUAUUUCUCAUGAUAAGUUAUUGUUAGGGGCUGCAAGAGAAGCAAUAAGAGCUCAGUGGGAUAUCCUAUUCCUCAAGAGGAAUACUGCUGACAACGUGAGGUGGAAGAGUAUAUGUGGAGCUGAUAGCACUAUAUGCAAGGCUCUUAAGGCACGAAUUGAGACAGAGCUGGCACAAAGGAAAACUUUAAGCUUUACAUCUCAAUCCAGGAAAAUGGAUGCUGAGUUUGAUUCCAUUGAUAGGGAAUGUGCUUUGUGCUACUACGAUUUACAUCUUUCUGCUUCUGGCUGUUCAUGUUGCCCAGAGAAAUAUGCUUGCCUUGCACAUGUGAAGCAACUUUGCUCAUGUGACUGGGAGAAAAGGUUUUUCCUAUUCCGCUAUGAUGUCAAUGAGCUAAAUAUCUUAGCUGAUGCUUUAGGGGGGAAAUUAAGUGCCAUCCAUAGAUGGGGUGUCUCUGAUCUUGGAUUAAGUUUGAGCUCAUGUGUCAAACGAGAAAAGGUUCAAGAUUCCAAAACUGUUCGCAGAAUAACUGAUGGUCCAAGAAGGUCAUACAUGUCACAGGCAUCAGCAGUAUCCUUGGUUCCCUCUUUUGCUUGCAACGAACAGAAAGAUGAAGGAAACAAGAUCACGGAGAUAGCUAGCCCGCAGACAAUAAAUGUGUGCCCUUCUGCGGAGGAAAUGAAAUCAGAGAAUAUUUCAACAUUAAAGGAGCCAGGUGUAAGAAAUGAGUUACCCUGUACAGCAAAUUCUGAUACUAACAGUUUGCAAUAUAAUGGAGGACAUGGAGGCCAUCAAGGAUCUGCACCAGGCUUGUCGGUUUCUUCUAGCCAAUCAUUCCCUUCCAAUGGCACAGCAAGGCUGUUUAGUACUUCAAGUGCAUCCAUGAAAAUUGUGCAAGGCUUGGUGGCAUCUAAAGGUUGUAUACAACCUUCCUCUCGAACUGGAGAUGGUAGACCAUUGCUUGGUGGGCUUCAAAAUAGAUCAACCACAACGAUUCAUGAUGGAACCAGCAUGAAGUCUAGUUUGGAAAGCUCAAACAGUUCUCAUAGGUUGAUGGCAUCUGACUACAAUGCACAUUGUCAUUCAUCCAGGGAUCAGGUCUCAGUAACACCAGGGACUAAUGCAUCAGUUAUGACUCUGAAAGAUGGCAGCCAGGUCCAUACCGUGUCAAGUCAGCAGUUUGUCAGAACUGGCCCAUGGACGCAAAGUGCUUCUCAUGGAACAUCACCUAGUGCCUCUGCUCCAAAGCCUUUUAUAGAUCUUCCUGCUGUGAAAGAUCCAUAUGGGGGUUUUACUCAAGGCAAUGCUCAUCUUGGACCCCCAUGUUCUGGUAAUCAGCAACCAAACGAUGGACGUUUUCAAAGAACAUCUGAACCUCUACCAGGUGUGGAAGCUAGAGCUAGGGGACAUCCAACUGUCAUGGCACAGCCUGCACUAGAAAUUCAUGGCAGGAAUGGAGGUGCACAGAAGGGUCCUCGUGUAGCCAAUGUUGUGCGCCGUUUCAAGUGUUCUGUUGAACCUCUGGAAAUUGGUGUUGUGCUGUCAGGGAGGGGGUGGUCUUCAAGCCAAGCAAUCUUCCCUAAAGGGUUUAGAAGCAGAGUAAAGUACUUCAGCAUUGUGGAUCCAAUCCAAAUGGCAUACUACAUAUCUGAAAUAUUGGAUGCUGGGAUGCAGGGGCCUCUGUUUAUGGUAACAUUAGAGAACUGUCCAGGUGAAGUUUUCAUUAAUUUAUCUCCAACCAAAUGCUGGAACAUGGUCCGUGAAAGGCUGAACAUGGAAAUAAGGAGGCAACUUAAUAUGGAAAGACAAAACCUUCCUGCAUUGCAGCCUCCAGGAUCAAUUGAUGGUAUUGAAAUGUUUGGGUUAUUAUCACCUCCGAUAGUUCAGGCAAUUGAGGCACGGGAUAGAGAUCGCGUCUGCACAGAGUACUGGAGAUCAAGGCCACAUGCUGUCAUUGAGGAUCCAAACAAUCGGCAUAUGUUACCCCAGGUUCCAUCUCACCUUGCCCUGAGGGGCCUCAUCCAGAGGGCUAACCGGGAUGAAUUGCAAGUCCUGCGGAGUUUGAUGAUGAACAAUAAUAACAUGGAUGAUAACUCUAGGCAACAGGCUGCUCACAUGAUCGAAGAGGAGAUUGCAAAACAAUGGAACUAACAAGGGUAAAUACCAGCUGGGUGAUGUUGUACUUUAGAUGGCAUGAAAUUUUUCUGACGGCGUUAAGCAGUUGUAAAACUGAGGCUUUGCUUCUCCCGUUGCCUUCAUGCCCAUUCUUUCCAUUCUUGUUUUGUGUCAUACCAUAAGAUCUGCGGUUCAGGUGACUGAUGGUUCAAUGACUGACUUGUGUACAUACAGGUGUGUCCCUAAAUGCUAGCCAACUGUCUCAUACUUUGUCAAAGCUCAUGUUGUGAUCAUCUGGUCUAGUUGAGUAGGUUUGCUUCUAGUUCAGAGAUCUCUUUGGACAGUCUAAUAGCUGUCCCUUGUUAGAUGUAUCUGUAAUUCAUUGUAACAGUGAUUUGGUGAUGCUGCUAGCCUGCUAGCGGGCACUCAAGUUAUUCUGUUCCUUCAUGUGUUACAUUAUGGCUAUGAAGCAGCCACAUUCAAUCCAA
Oryza brachyantha (malo sina) is the source of this 4496-nucleotide messenger RNA. RefSeq names its product lysine-specific demethylase JMJ703. Lineage: Eukaryota; Viridiplantae; Streptophyta; Magnoliopsida; Poales; Poaceae. Gene Ontology annotation, cellular component: nucleus. Gene Ontology annotation, biological process: chromatin remodeling. The transcript is spliced from 13 exons. Gene Ontology annotation, molecular function: histone H3K4me/H3K4me2/H3K4me3 demethylase activity. The record is from RefSeq and is a predicted model, not a curated record. The coding region runs from base 328 to 4044 and encodes 1238 amino acids.